Messenger RNA from Angiostrongylus costaricensis, 483 nucleotides. The record is from the annotation of a GenBank genome assembly. Lineage: Eukaryota; Metazoa; Nematoda; Chromadorea; Rhabditida; Metastrongylidae.
AUGUUCACUGGAUAUGGAAAUGGAAUACCAUAUCCACUGUGGAAUCGCACACACUCGUUGGGCGACACAUGGCCAACCGAAAGACGUGAACAGCCAUCCACAACGGAGCAAUGGGAAGAAUGACAUCUUUUAGAGUUUGUGGUAGUUCACAAUGGAAUUAUCACCAAUUAUCGGGAGAUUAAGGAGUAUUUAAAGAAGAAGGGACGUGAAUUCGAGUCAGAGACGGACACUGAGGUGAUCGCAAAGCUUACCCAACAUAUACAUGACCGCUACCCAGAGUUUUCAUUCCGACAAGUCGUAGAAGUUGUUGUACAGCAAUUGGAAGGUGCAUUUGCUUUGGCGUUUAAGUCAUCGAACUUUCCCGGACAGCUAGUAGCGACUCGACGAGGUUCACCGCUUGUGGUUGGUAUCAAAAGUAACAGCCAGCUCCAAACCAAUCAUUUUCCUGUAUCUUUCAGUAAAGGUACGAAUUACCUUAUAUAG